GAGAAGUGGUGGCAGCAGAGGAUUUUCUGCCAUUAUUGAAGACAGAGAAGAAGAGCUAGCGGAGCCGGAAGGACAGAGCCUGGCAGAAGGACGGAGCCGUGAGCUAGCUAAGGAUGCUGACCAAUAUCUCUAAUGUGCUGAGGGCUUGUGCUCAGAGAAAUGGAGCUGCAGCAGUCGUGUCAGCCCGCACAUAUGCUGACUUCACAACCGAGGCUACCUUUGAAAUAAAGAAAUGUGACAUCCACAAGCUGGAUGAGGCCCCGGCCACUCAGGUGGUUAUGACUCGUGAGGAGGGUCUGCAGUACUACCGCACUAUGCAGACCAUAAGGCGUAUGGAGCUGAAAGCAGAUCAGCUGUAUAAGCAGAAGAUCAUCAGAGGCUUCUGCCACUUGUACGACGGCCAGGAGGCCUGUGCAGUUGGAAUCGAAGCAGGUAUUAAUUUGACAGACCACCUGAUCACUGCGUACCGCGCCCACGGCUACACUUACACCAGAGGAGGGACUGUGAAGGAGAUCAUGGCUGAGCUCACCGGCAGAAGAGGAGGUAUUGCAAAGGGCAAAGGAGGCUCUAUGCACAUGUACACUAAACACUUCUAUGGAGGAAAUGGAAUUGUCGGAGCUCAGGUUCCCUUAGGUGCUGGUAUUGCUCUGGCCUGCAAGUAUCUUGGCAACAACGAGCUGUCUGUCAGUCUCUAUGGUGAUGGUGCUGCAAAUCAGGGUCAGAUUUUUGAAUCCUACAAUAUGGCAGCACUUUGGAAAUUGCCCGCCAUCUUCAUCUGUGAGAACAACAGGUAUGGCAUGGGCACGUCAGUGGAGCGAUCUGCAGCCAGCACAGACUACUACAAGAGAGGAGACUUCAUUCCUGGUCUCAGGGUGGAUGGAAUGGAUGUUCUGUGUGUUCGGGAAGCAACCAAGUUUGCAGCUGAUCACUGCCGAUCUGGGAAGGGUCCCAUGCUCAUGGAGCUUCAGACCUAUCGCUAUCAUGGACACAGCAUGAGCGAUCCUGGUGUCAGCUACCGCACACGUGAGGAGAUCCAGGAGGUCCGUGGUAAGAGUGACCCUAUCUCCAUGCUGAAGGACCGCAUGCUCAGCAACAACAUGGCCAGCAUAGAGGAGCUCAAGGAGAUUGAUGUGGCGGUGAGGAAGGAAAUCGAAGAUGCUGCUCAGUUUGCCACCACAGAUCCUGAACCCCCACUGGAAGAAUUGUGCAAUCACAUCUUUUACAACAACCCAGCUCUGGAGGUGCGCGGUACGAACCCGUGGACCAAGCUGAAGUCUGUUAGCUAAAGUAUUUUUCAGUAUUUUCAUGCCCUCUUUUCAUCACGUCAUCCACCCAUAAAUAUAUUACCCCCCCUCUGCCACUCACAAGCGCACACAUCAUACAAUGUACCAUCAACUGGUGCCUCAGACCCAGAGCUUUAACCAUCAGCAAGUAAAUUAAUUUCAAUGCUGUACAGUUAAACAGCAGGGACAAUAUUCUCAAAGAUCUGCUGAAUAUGAAACUAACAAAGAUUGACAAGAUAAUACCUUAAUUGUUUUUAAUUUAAAGAGCGUACCUCAAGAAUUAAUUAAUCUACUGAAUUUAAGGAAUAUAGGCUUCCUUUAACAUUAAGCACUUAGAAGGUUUUGCAAAGCUGGCCUCAUGUGAAUAAAAUAGCUAAAUUUGCUUGAUUGAUGAUAAUCUCGGGUCACUUUUGAGGUGUAAGAAAGAAAAUGGCCAUCCAUCGCUGUUGCUUCACACUCUUUAUGUUGACGUGUACAUGAUAUACCAUUACCAAUUUUUGUCUUUUUAUUUAACCUGUUACAAAGAACCAUAAAAGGCAGCAGGGUAAAGUCUAUUGUUACUAUCAACCUCCUUAAUAUAUAGGAAAUGUUUUUUUUCUUUUAAUAUACUCUAAAAGAGGUUGAAGAAUACAAAUGGAAAGGUUUGAAAUAUUUUAAUUUAUCUUGCCAAACCAAACGUGCCUGGCAGAUCUUAUGUUGUUUAGAGGAUGGAUGUGUCGUCACUCCGAGCUGGGUAGCUGAUGCUAACGCAUCUAAAAGUCAGAUGGUUGAAGACGUGUUCACAGUGGGUUCAUGCCGAUACUCUGGUGCUCAGGUGCCUUGUUUGAGUUUCAUGACAAAACCAUAAACCGCUCCUUUUUUCAUUUUCAUGUAUUUGGAAAGGUUUUAUUCAAUGUGUGUAAAUACACUCUAAAUGACCACAAGCUGAAACAUCUACUGAGGAAAACAACGCUGAAUGUAAACAUGAUGACUUAUAGUCAGAGUGCAUUCAUCAGCUAAACUUCAUAUUCCCAUAAGAGUAAAGUAUUGUUGGUUCAGUAGCUUUGUGUGCUACUUGCGUGUUUUGCUCAGAAGGUGUUUUGUGCUAUUUAAAAACUUUAGUAGUGGUACAUUAUUGGCUCAGAUGGUCAGGGAUACAUGGACAUUUAACAUUUCAGUCUUUUUAUUUUUUCUUGUCAAGUACUUGAACACAUUAUUGUUAAAAAAAGAAAAUGACUACACUAAAGCAUCAGGUAGCAAAAUAACAACUUGUAUAUCAAGACUGCUAUCAGCGAGCUGCCAUGUUAUUUUUCAGUCAUGGGUAUUCCUAAACAUUGUGCUUGAAGGGAAAGGUCUUUUCUGUAAUGUGGAAAGUAUUUAGUCAAAUAAGAAGACAGACUAAAAUUUUAAAUGUCAAUACCUGUCUUAAUACAACCCACACAGUGCGAGUAUUUGUUGUAAUAAACUGUUACAUUGAGGGUGACAGAUGACGCAGGGAUGCGCUCUAUGGAAACAUUGUUUUUAUGUGUGCGCCACUGUAAUAAAAAGACUGUAUGAUACUGUA
Messenger RNA from Etheostoma spectabile (orangethroat darter), 2826 nucleotides. RefSeq names its product pyruvate dehydrogenase E1 subunit alpha 1a (gene pdha1a). Gene Ontology annotation, molecular function: pyruvate dehydrogenase (acetyl-transferring) activity. NCBI's taxonomy places the organism in Eukaryota, Metazoa, Chordata, Actinopteri, Perciformes, Percidae. The coding region runs from base 114 to 1286 and encodes 390 amino acids. Gene Ontology annotation, cellular component: intracellular membrane-bounded organelle. The record is from RefSeq and is a predicted model, not a curated record. The transcript is spliced from 11 exons. Gene Ontology annotation, biological process: pyruvate decarboxylation to acetyl-CoA.